This is a messenger RNA of Procambarus clarkii (red swamp crayfish), 579 nucleotides long. RefSeq names its product cuticle protein AM1159-like. Gene Ontology annotation, cellular component: chitin-based extracellular matrix. NCBI's taxonomy places the organism in Eukaryota, Metazoa, Arthropoda, Malacostraca, Decapoda, Cambaridae. Gene Ontology annotation, molecular function: structural constituent of chitin-based larval cuticle. The record is from RefSeq and is a predicted model, not a curated record.
UCUGUCCCUGGCAACAGGCAGCUAUCCUCAGACCGAUCCUCACACCGUCAACAUGAAGCUUACGCUCCUCAUCUGCCUGGUCGCCGUGGCCGCCGCCGCCCCAGAAAAAGACGCUAAGACUGUGGUGGACGAGCGAAGUGACUCCGGAGACGGGAAUUUCCACUACAACUUCGAAACCAGCAACGGAAUAGCUGCCGAGAAGACUGGAACCCCGGGCUCUGAGGGACAGAGCAACUAUCAGGGCUCCUUCAGGUUCAAACUUCCCGACGGCACGAAUGCUGAGGUCCGCUACAUCGCCGACGAGCUCGGCUACCGCCCUGAGUCUCCACUGAUCCCCACGCCCCACCCUCUCCCUGCCCACGCUGUCGAGCAGAUCCGCGUCGCCGAGGAGCAGCGCGCUAGGGGCAUCACCUUCGACUAAUAAGUACGAAGUCGACCUGUUGCUCGACAUUUCUGUAAUUCCCUUAACUUUUCGAAUAGAAUGAACUCCUGACCACAACUUUGGGGUGUCUUACAGCACGCCAGAUCCUAGCCACAAUUGAACGUUUUUAGAAAUGUACAAUAAAGAAUUUGUUUGCA